UUGGGGAGCGAGAGAGAGAGAAGUAAAAGAAGUUCACACUGAGAAAAGCAACUGUGUUCAGUUCAUGGAAGUAACAAGUGAGAAGACACCUUUGAUGUUUAAAGACGCUUUCUGGGGGUCCAAUUUCACCUGUCACGCAGGCUAUGAUGCUGUGAUCCAAAGGUUGCAAGAUGGAAGGCGUAUGUGCAAAGAUGUGGAGGAGCUUUUAAAGAUGAGGACACUAGCAGAGGAGAGGUAUGGGAAGGAACUGGUGACUAUUGCUCGCAAAGCAGGAGGACACACAGAGACCAGCACCUUGAGAGCAUCCUUUGAACUGUUAAAAACACAAAUCGAGAACAUUGGUAACUUUCACAUCCAGCUGUCCGAUGUAUUGAAAGAGGAGGUGAAAAAGAUUGAGACAUUCAGAGAGCGGCAGAAAGAGCAGAGGAAGAAGUUCCAAAGCAUCAUGGAGAAGGUUCAGAAGAAAAAGGUUUCUUUGUACAAGAGGACCGUGGAAUCUAAGAAGAAUUAUGAGCUGAGGUGCAGAGAGGCGGACGAGGCAGAACAGGGGGCAACCGUUGCAUCCAAAAACUCAGAAAAGAUGCGUCACAGGGCAAAGCAAUCUAGACAGGCUGCCAAUGAAGCAGAGAAGCUGUACUUUACCAACAUUGCUCAGCUAGAGAGUGUUCGCCAGGACUGGGAAGAAACACACAAAAGCACCUGCGAGGUGUUCCAGCAACUGGAGGGAGAUCGCAUCAGCAUGCUCAGGUGUUCUCUCUGGGACCACUGCAAUCAUUUCUCCAUGCAGUGUGUCAAUGAUGAUGAGUUUAUCGAGGAGGUGAGGAAGCAACUGGAACAGUGUGACAUCACCACAGACAACAACUAUUUCAUAGGGAUGAAAGGCACAGGAACGAGGCCUCCAGAGCCCAUAUUGUAUGAGAGCUUCUACCAGACGGAGAGAUCCCGGGACAGCAACGGCCAAGCUCAUUUCGCAGUAGGAGAAGAAGACGUGAUGAUGAGGUGCUCUGAUCCCCUUCUCUCAAGUUCUCUGAACAUCAGUGCCGACAGUCUUCAAAACUCACAAUCAGCAACGACACCUUUUGGGGAGAUUGAGAGUUCAGAUGGAGGAUAUGCGCCCCUACCAGGCCUCCAGCAUGCAGCAUCAUCGGCCACAGUUUCAGCUGAUGAAGACAACUACAUUGUACUUUAUGAAUACACUGCCCAGGAAGAGGAUGAACUGUCUGUCAGUAGAGGGGACAUGGUCCGAGUGUUGGCACGAGAAGAAGACGGCUGGUGGACAGUGGAGAGGAACGGACUGGCUGGACUGGUGCCAGGAAACUAUCUGGGCAAAAUCUGAACGAUGAACCAGCUGGAGUUCAACAUUUGGAUGGUACCGUUUUAAAACGGCUUGCAGUGACUUUGCUUUGUCAGUAUAUGUCAUAUUUUCAAUGUGAGUCUGACGAACAAACUUCCAUACGCUAAUAGAAGAACAACUAGCAUUAUGCCAGUGCAAGAGAGGUUCUACAUUGCAACCAUAACAGAGCUUCUUUUUUUAAAUCAACGAUUAGAUUUACGAUUUACAUUUAGUGUAAGAGCCAUUUUGUAUUCUUAACAUUUUUUGUAUUUUAUGUUUAUUGCAAAAGUAUAUGUGUUGUUCCCUUUAGAAUGUUUACCAUAUAAUAGAGUUAAAAGAUUGCUCAUGUUGUAAAAUGUGCUUCAAAUGUGUGUUUUGCCCUUUGAAGAUAAAGGCUCCUCUAUUCUGUCCUGCUAUUGGAUAAUUAUUGGUUGACUCCUUUAAGUGAGUUUUCAGUGCAAGUUAGGCUUUGAUGGAGCAGGAUGUGGAGCAACAAAUUUUUCUGACCGCAGAUUAUAGAUCGCAGAUUAUAGAAUGCAGAUUAUAGAAUGCAGAUUAUAGACUUUUUAGUUAUAGCCAGCAGAAGGUCAGUGCUUUGGUACUCCAUUUAUUGCUUAAAGAUUUUGUUUAUUUUUUACAUGGAAUAAAACUACUUUUAACUACGAGCUACGAGCCUCAUCUUUGGACAGCUAGCAAGAAAAGUUUAGCCUGCAAGAGCACGUAAAUUGGACAUGUUAGUCUACGCGAGUCAGAACCCUUUACAUCCUGCAAGAAGUGGCCAAGAAGGACGGUAAAAUGAGCAGCCACUACAUUUAUCUUAAUUAAUGCUCCAACAAAAUUUCACAUUUACCACACAGUUUAAUACAUAUGAUAAUCCAACUGGGCUCGUACUUGUUCUCCUCCACUCACCGUUUGCGUUGUCCAUUUGGGUAGCGUUGGCUAGCUAAUUCAGCUCUUCCAAUGAUACCGCGUUGUCCUGCUGCUUUCCUGUUUGGUAGCUAAUCGUCUCAGAAAGAGGCGUUUCUUCCUGCAGAAUUACUCCACGUUAAAUAGUAUUAUUUUUACAGGCAGGUUGCUUUAUAACAAUAUUCCGCACCUGGUGGGCCAUGAGGUGUUUAAUCUAAAGUUUUUCUUCAAAAGGCAGACUUUGAAAUGUGCGCAGUAAAAGAUAAUCCACAUAAUUCGUGUUGACCGCAGUUACUAACUUCUGCCAACUGCGAGCCGAUGACAACCGCUGUACUUGGCGAAACAGCAAAUCAAAUUGCAGCAGAGUAACAAUCGUUAGGAAUGCGUGUCGCUGUUUUCCCACACAAGGGACACUUGACGUUGCAUUACAGAUACUUUGUUAUAUUACAGAGCAUAUUACCUGAGAUGGCCCGCAUGGUGGCUGCGGCCUCGCGAGCAAAGCCAUUUAAAACACCAUUUUAAAACUACUCCUCUAUCUAGCCACUGACUUUAAAUUGUAGCAUAAUAAUAAGCAACAGCAAUUGAUGUAAUUUGCGUCAUGCUUUGUGCAGGAUUUUUAAUUUAUCACCAAAUAAACCACACGUGUUAAGGCUGUUAGCAGGUGGGGCUUUGCACCUGGAUUCUCACGUUCUAUAUUUGGCAUUUCUUCAAUGUUUUUUGUAUGUUUGUGAGCUAGGGAAGAUUGAAGGUUACAAUACUGUAUUUAUAUGUCUGCUGUGCAUUAGGAAUUAUCUGAGUGCUGAGUAGACCAAAGUACAGAAAAGUUUGUAUAAAGGAAAGUAUUGUCAUAUAUGUCAAGUGAUGACGUAGCUAUGUGUUUAAACAUCCUCAUAUGUUUCAUGCAACAGAUGUAAUAUCAAAUAAUUACCUGUGUAUAUGGUUUAACUGGCAAUAUACUCACUUCCAUGUAAAACUAAGUGGAUGAA
Messenger RNA from Anarrhichthys ocellatus (wolf-eel), 3225 nucleotides. Its product is annotated as proline-serine-threonine phosphatase-interacting protein 1-like. Lineage: Eukaryota; Metazoa; Chordata; Actinopteri; Perciformes; Anarhichadidae. Gene Ontology annotation, molecular function: actin filament binding. Gene Ontology annotation, cellular component: actin filament; cytoplasm; plasma membrane. The transcript is spliced from 15 exons. The record is from RefSeq and is a predicted model, not a curated record. Gene Ontology annotation, biological process: actin filament polymerization. The coding region runs from base 65 to 1336 and encodes 423 amino acids.